AAGAGAUAAGUAGGGUAGGAUAGGAAAAGCAGAGGAAAGAGAUGUUCAGGGGAGAUGCAAAUGAAGGCGCAGGAUCAGUUCCCUUUGGAAAUUAGCUCAGCAUUUCCCGGGGGACCAUCAGCUCCACCAAUAGGUGUUCAGACAAGCUCUGGAAAAUGAAGAGGCCAUCGCUUUGGAUGUUGGCCUGCUGUGGUGGAAAGCCAGCCAGGGCCUGCAGGCUAAAGCUGUUUUGUUAGAGUGGACAGUUUCCAGUAUAUUAUCCUUAACAAAAGGCUCUGCACACUGGACUCUGUCAAGGAUUGCACCUGCCCGAAUCUCCCUGGGAGCUGUGGCUAGAGCUCCGGAGGGCUCAACAGUUGCUGAGAACCAGCCCUAGACCUCUGCCUGAGGGUCCUUGCUCUGAAGACUUACCAGUGUGUGGAGCCUGCCCCACACCACCCCCCGCCAAACCACGGCCUUUACCUGUGUCUUCCGGUGUUUCCCGUGUGACCCAUCCUGUGGGAGGGCCUCGUGGGCGGCCCCAGAGUUCACCCCACGCUUUGCGGCGCCAAUGGUGAAGAUGACAAGAUCCAAGACUUUCCAGGCAUAUCUGCCCUCCUGCCAUCGGACCUACAGCUGCAUUCACUGCAGGGCUCACCUGGCCAAUCAUGAUGAACUAAUUUCCAAGUCGUUCCAAGGAAGUCAAGGACGAGCAUAUCUCUUUAAUUCAGUAGUUAAUGUGGGCUGUGGACCUGCAGAAGAGCGAGUAUUGCUAACGGGACUACAUGCGGUUGCAGACAUUUACUGCGAAAACUGCAAAACCACACUGGGAUGGAAAUAUGAACAUGCUUUUGAAAGCAGCCAGAAAUAUAAAGAAGGCAAGUACAUCAUUGAACUAGCACACAUGAUCAAGGACAAUGGCUGGGACUGAGUGGACAGUAGCCACCCAACCCAGUGUCCACAUGAACGCCAUCCAACAGAACAUCCUACCCUGCGUGAGAGAGUAACUGAACACUUGGUUCCAUCCACUUGGGGGCCUUGCCAUCUGGGGCGUCCUCCCACUCUGACACCAUCUUUCUGGUGACUGGCCUCUAAAUUGCUGUCUCUCUGUCUCUUUGCUUUGUAUCUGUUUGUGAGUUGAUCCUGGCUUCUCUCUCUGUUCUAGUGUUUGCUGAAAACAAAACAACUUAAGGAACAGAUCCUUGACCGCACGGCAGCAGCCUGCCUUGCAACGGGUCCCAGGGCCCUGCAAGAGCUGCCUGAUGGCCUCUUGUCAGGAGAGCAGUGGCACGUGGGUGUGAGGAAGAGGGAAAAGGGGAACCCUGAGGUCCUGGGUGGGCAGGGGGUGGGAGGGUAGAGGAAGGGACAGAACUGUACCACUCCUGGAACCCUGGUAACUUAGGCUUGAAAUAUUCGACUUGUCUAAAUGGACAAAGAGAAAAAAAAUACCUCAUGACUGAAUUCUCUCUGAUCAGAAGCCUCUCUUCCUGACACCGCACGUGCCAGGGUAGCAGAUGAGCACAGAGGGGCUCUCAUUCCAGCUGACAGGACAAAGGGCCUGCUUCUCUCCAGCUGAGCUGGGGAAAGUCCGGGUAGCAGGGAGUGAGGUGGGCGAAGCCCAGAUGGGUUCUGAUGACUCUGCCUCAUGCAGCCUCCAGGGAAGCAUUGUCUUUGCCUGCUUAGCCCCUGACGGCGAGGGAAGAGGGGACUGCCAUUUGCAGUGAGUGUAAGAUGGAACCCAUCCCAAAGGCUUCAACCAUCAACCAUGUAAAAUCAGAAAUGGAGGAGAGUAGGGCGUAAGGGGGGGUUGCCGCGUGGAGCUCCUGAAGAAGGGCUCAGCUACUGAGCCGCAAAACAAAACACAGAGGCCAGUUAGUGAUUCUGACUGCCUUUCUUUUCCUGACUCUCAAUAAGAGUAAUAUGAUGGGGGGAGGGCUCAUCAGAUCAGUGCAUAUUUCCUCUUUGCUUAGCAGUGGGAUCAGCAGUCCUUUGUUCAUAGUGUUUCAGCUGUUUUUAUCCAGUUCGAUCAUUGUAGACCAUGGAAAACACAGACAUAGGCUUUAAGCCUGGUGAUAACCUGGUUGGUGGGUUCCUCGUGUCCUAGCUGGGUUUUUAUUUUAUUUUUUUAUUUGAUCUGAAUGUCUUAUAUGGCAGAGAUCUGUUAUGCGGUCCAGCAGUUGGGAGGGGUUACAAAUUCCAAUAUUAUCCUCUGCCCCCACCCUCCCAUCCAAGCUUCAUUGUGUUGGGGAAGUGGAGAACAAAUCCCUGUAAGACUUGAGAGAAAGACGAGUUUGUUACAUUUUGAUCAACACUGUGAAGUCUAUUCAGUGGCAGUUCAGCCAGUAUACGGUGCAUGACCGAAACUCAUUUCACUGAGUUAAUUUCAUUUCAUACGUUAUUAAGAUGUGUGCAUAUUAGGUAAUAGUUAGCAUCUCAUUCUGCAAGGAGGCUGAUCCUAUAGGAAAUUGCAGCUUUAAGGGUCUCCAAAAAAAAAAAAAAAAUGUGAGUUCACGGAGAUAAGAAUCUGUAAAAUUGAUAGAUUAAAGCAGCCAACCCAGGACAUUUUCAGAAUCUCAUCUGUAGUAAAACUGAAUUUCCAUGGAGAGUAAGUCCGUGCUGGAAGUGCCUCUUUGGGCCUGUGUCCUGAUUGCAGGAUGGGAGGAGCACAAACUUAGUCCUACGCUGCCAGCAGCAGGUGGCAGGGAGACAGGAAGUAGGGUGGCCUGUGUCCAGCAGUGGACUGCCUCUCCUCCAUGUUUUUUUUGGGUUUUUUUUUUUUUUUUUUUUUAAAAAAAGGCUUCUAGAAAUUGACCUGUGUUCCCCAGGGUGCCUUGUCCAGCCCUUUCCAUUACUUUUGUAGCCCUAGAGUUUACGCUGUCCUCCCUACUUUGUUACAAGACAGACUUGGAAGGUUCACAAGUAUUUUAUUUCUGCUCCCAAAGAAAUUGUCCCCUGGCUCUCAGGCCCAAGUUCUCAAUAAACAUUUUUCAACUCUUA
This is a messenger RNA of Octodon degus (degu), 2976 nucleotides long. It is a transcript of the gene Ypel2, whose product is annotated as yippee like 2. The record is from RefSeq and is a predicted model, not a curated record. Bases 551 to 910 code for a protein of 119 amino acids. The transcript is spliced from 5 exons. NCBI's taxonomy places the organism in Eukaryota, Metazoa, Chordata, Mammalia, Rodentia, Octodontidae.